CUUGCAUUCUGCAGAGAAGUGAAUGCUGCUGACUGGGUCAGUGAGAAUUCACAUGGUCGGUCACCUUUGCCACUGAAACAGACCACUGGCUCACAAGUAGAGGUUUUAAUAUCCUACUUGCAUACCAUGGGGAACCAUAUUGGGAAGAGAGAGCAGAGUGGUGAUAAUUUCUCCAAGGAUCCAGAAGACAGUGUGGUGGAGGAACAGAAGACAGGGAGUCAGGAGGUAGAGCCAGCGGCAGUCCAAGAAUCUGACGAUAAUGAAGUGUUUGCAGAUGUGAACCAGAACAAUGGCACCUCGUCUAAGGGCACGGCGGUGACUGACUCCAUGAGUACAGAAGAUCCCCCGAAUGCUGGGACGAAUGCCAAGACAGCUGACUCUGCCUCUCGCCCACACUUGGUCCGCCUAUUUUCCCGAGAUGCACCAGGAAGGGAGGACAACACCUUCAAAGAUCGGCCAAGUGAGUCAGAUGAGCUUCAAACCAUCCAAGAAGACAGUGUAUCAACUUCUGAAGACUCGGAUUUGAUGGCAUCACAGAAACUGUCUCGUGGGCACGGAUCAAAGCAAAUGGCAACAGCAAGCACCUCAGACCACCACAGGCAUGGCUAUGGAGCCCAUGGACGGCACAGGUCACAGGACACAGGUCUUCUUGAUUCACUGGGCAGGUUCUUUGGAGGUGAAAGACAUGUUCCUAGGAAGGGAUCAGGAAAGGAUGUGCAUCAUGUUUCCAGAGCAGGAUAUCUAACAUCCUCCCCCCAGAGGUCCAGAUCUGCUCACCAUGCCCAUGGUAGAUACACUGAUGAAAACCCGGUUGUCCACUUCUUCAGGAAUAUCGUGUCACCAAGGACACCACCUCCAGCUCAACCAAAGAGAGGAUUAUCCCUCACCAGAUUUAGCUGGGGAGGUGAAGGUCAGAGACCAUGUUAUGCCUCUGGCACCAGGUAUUUCGAGCACCACAAAUCAUCCCACAAGGGAUACAAGGAUGCGCAUCGGGAUGGCCAAGGAACCCUGUCCAGGAUCUUUAAACUGGGAGGAAGGGACAGCAGAUCUUCUUCACCCAUGGCUAGACGCUGAAGUUAUCAAGAUGUCCUCCAGAUUUGAUGUAACCGUCUCGAUAACCUGAAGUGCCAUUAAAAAUAAUAAUACUAGUUUAUACAUAAUAAUCACCUAGAUAGAGACACAAUCUGUCAUUUAAUGUGUGUGAGUUGUGCGCGCAGUUAGGGUCUACAACGUCCUGUUGGCAGUACCAUUUAUAAGUUUGACAAUGGUGAAGGGAAGCAUGGUUGGCAAGCCUGCUGUCUAUAUUAUUAGCAAAAAUAAUUUACUGGUAUGAGUAGCUAAUUACCUGUUUAUACAAAUUAAACCACUGUGACCUACAUGGCUUUGAUAUGGAUUACAACAGUCAGAUGGCAAACACAACAGCUCGUCUGGGAAGACGAGAUAAUAAGCUCAUUAAAACAUUUUGGAAGCCUCUGAUUUUGUUGUUGUAAUCUAAAAAUGGUAGAAGGUCACAUAAAAAAACAAAAACAUUUACAAUUUGGAUUUUUUUUUUUCCUUGAGGUUUGAGUUUUCCAGACUGCUUUUUUCAUUUUGGUUUUGAUAACAUCCAUUCUCUCUCACAUGCAUGUUUUUCUUUCAUAUUAGUUAGAGACAGCAGCUGAAAAGAGUGUUAAGGUAAACAGGUUCUUAGGUAUGUGAAUAGUGUGCGGUGCGGUUAAAAGGUCUGGUGCAGAACCACGAAAAAAGAGAGCGAGAAGGAAAAUAUCUAGGUUCAGAGCACUGUUCUAACCAGAUUAUGGGAGGAGAGAAAUGGUGAGAGAGAUGACUAUUGAAGAGGUCUGCAGCCUGCACAUAUCCACAGGGGCAUACCCGGGUACUCUGCACAGAGAUAUAUCUAACUGCAUACUUUUACAUGGAAGAUAUAGUAAUCAUGUCACAACUCAUUAUCCACGCUUUAUUCACAUAAACGGAACAUGCACACUCAAAAUGAGCAGGUGAUCCAUAGUGUUCUGAAGAAUAUUAAAUUGUUGUAGUAUUGUUGCCGCAUAGUAAUAUACUAAGAUGUACUUAUUAAGAGUUAGAUAAUUAACUUUAUCAUCUUUACUUACAUUCUAUUAACAUCAAAGGCACUGAAAAAUCAGGUGCACCAAGUGGCUCUUCUGAAUUGCACUGGUUUUAUUAUUUUUCUUUUAAUUAAGUAAAAAUGUACAUUAUAAUGAUCGUUAUUUAAUGAAUAUGAUUUUUCUUUUAUUUUUACAGUGAAUUUAAACACAUUUUGUAGGGCUGUGGUGUUUACCCAUGUUGCCAAUUAAAGAAUACGCUGUUAAUAAAUACCUUUGCUCUUGCUAGAUCUGAUAUAUAACAUUUAUCUUUAGAUUAAAAUAAAUGGCUACUUAUAUAUUCUGCAAGAAAUCAUAUGAGCUUGAAGACACACUAAUUUCUGCAUACAGCUUAUUAAAAGGUACAUGUUAGGAUCAACAUUGACAUCAUCAUGAGCGUGACCCAGAGAUUUUCUAUACCUAAGUUUACCCAACAGAAAUAGCAAACACUAUUUAUUUUAUGGUGUUAUUAAAUGUAUUGAAAUAAAAUAAUAUUAUAAUUAAA
This is a messenger RNA of Pelobates fuscus (common spadefoot toad), 2604 nucleotides long. RefSeq names its product myelin basic protein (gene MBP). Gene Ontology annotation, molecular function: structural constituent of myelin sheath. Bases 127 to 1074 code for a protein of 315 amino acids. The transcript is spliced from 9 exons. The record is from RefSeq and is a predicted model, not a curated record. Lineage: Eukaryota; Metazoa; Chordata; Amphibia; Anura; Pelobatidae.